GCGAAGUUUCCAACUACACGCCUUCCAUGCCAGGAAAUGAUGAGCCUGGCCUUCCUUCUGAACCCCUCGGGGAACCCAAAGAGCCAGAGGAAAAGGGAGAAGAUGUGAUCGUUCGACGUGUUCCCAUAGAUCUAGAAGAUGAGGACCAUGAGGCACUCGAGGAUUCCGAGAGGCCCCUGGAGACUGUGUCGUCGUUCAUCAGUGAUGUGGCCGGGAAUGACCAUGUAGAACGUGCAGUGGAAGAACAUGGAAGUCACAUGCAUGGAGAAGCACAUGGUCAG
Messenger RNA from Durusdinium trenchii, 281 nucleotides. NCBI's taxonomy places the organism in Eukaryota, Dinophyceae, Suessiales, Symbiodiniaceae. The record is from the annotation of a GenBank genome assembly.